GGCAACACUUGCUCGUAUCCAUUAGUCUCCGCCACGUUCCUCGUAUCCACCAUUCCACCUCUUGCGCCUUUCGUUUUCCGGCUUCCCUCUCAAAACCUCUCCUCGCUCCUCGCCGCGACGUGCAUCCUCCGUAGACCGUACCCAACGCGAUGGAGGUCAUGUCACCGCGGCCGCCGCAGGAGUUCCUGCUCGACAACGCGGCCGCCGGCGCCUACACCCCAAAGUCCGCGAUCAUGAACCCGUUCGCCUCCACCGACGACGUGGCGGCGGGCAACCCCUUCUUGGCCACCACGGCGGUGACGGCGCCCCCGUCGCCCAACCCGUUCCAGCAACUCCCUCCCGGGGCCUCCGACGCCGACCCCUUCGACCUCUUCCAGCACUUCACCAGCGCUCCCACCAGUCCGGCGCGCGCCGCCGCCAUAUUCGCGCAGUUCGACAGCGUCAACGGCGGCGGCGACAAGGACGACGACGACGACGGGGGGUUCCAGCCCCGCGUGUCGUACUCGAUGUCUAAGCCAAUGGUCACCUCCACCGUGCCAUUCGACUGGGAAGAGAAGCCAGGGAAGCCCAAGGCCGAGUUCGCCGCGACGGUGGAAGCGGGCGAGAUGGACAACGACGCGGACUUCGACUUCGGCGUCCUCCUCGACAAGGCCUCCGCGCAGGCGCAAGAGCUGACGACGGCCGACGAGCUCUUCGACGAGGGCAAGAUCCGACCUCUCAAGCCUCCGCCGCGUUUACUCGAAAGCGGCAGCGUGGGGUCCUCGCCACGAUCGGCGAGGUCCGUGAUGUGGUCUCCCCGGCUACGGGGCCGCCUGACCGGGCCUGGCAGUGCCAAUGCCAGCUUCGACCCUUUCGCCGCCGCGCUGACCAAGGCGGCCAAUGCCCCCUCCCCUCCUGGCGCCGGCGGCAAACACGACGCGGGCGGCGUCGACUCAGCCUCUUCUCGCAUGGUUCCCGGCGCUGCCACGCCCCCGCCCUCCACUCCUCCGGUCACCAGCAAUGGCGGCGGCAGCAGGAAGUGGCGGCUCAGAGACCUGCUCCUCUUCCGGAGGGCACCCAAAGGACGGACCGCCGGCAACAUUAGCAAGGACCCGGUGUUCAAGUACGCGCCGGUGCAAGUGCAACAGCCGGUGAAGACGGCGAGCGCAGGAACAGGACCCGCGGCUGCCAAAGGCGACGCCUCGGCCAGCAAGCACAAGAAGCAGAGCAAGAAGGCGGCGGCGGCGGCAGAGGGCGGCAUGCCGAUGCCGCAGCGGCAGAACCUAAUGGGUUGCGUCCGGCUGCACCCAGGCCUUCACCGGCUCACCAAAGGGUUCCACGGCCACUCGGCGCACCUCGGCGGCCGCGGCGCCGCCAGAUCGACGACAUGAAUGAAAGGUGUUCUGUUUGGCCUUCGGUUUACUCUCUGCCGGGAUGUAUUAAACGACAAUGAUAGAAGAGAUUAUGCAAUACUACUACAACUGUCGCUUGGAUUGCUUGAGACGUGCUCCAUUGUAUGUACUAUGGAGAACACCAGCGCCGGCAGCGAGAGCCGUGACCGUGAGCGAGACUGGUGCAGAAAUCGCCGGGCGGAGGUGAGCUCGUCGCGUCGGCAAUGGUGGUGGUGGCCCCGUCCGCCACUCCACGACAUAAUUGUUGUUAGGUGACUCGAUCCACGACGUGGUCUGAACACGCGGAGACGCCAACCGGUUGUUCUUACCGACAGUAGUCGAGCAAAUUGGUGUCGUGCAAUGAAUCAGGAAUCUAAUCUAAUUAAUCUGAUAUAGGUAACUUUCCUUGGGUAAACAUCGCUGUAAAGUCAAUUCGAUCAUUAGUGUUAUUCGCUGAUAAAUUAUGUUGUGAUCUUUGGUUACCUUCAAGCCGAGCACAAUAUAAUCCAUACGACACUUGUUGUUGAGGAAAGUACG
This is a messenger RNA of Sorghum bicolor (sorghum), 1907 nucleotides long. RefSeq lists its product as uncharacterized. The transcript is spliced from 2 exons. The record is from RefSeq and is a predicted model, not a curated record. Lineage: Eukaryota; Viridiplantae; Streptophyta; Magnoliopsida; Poales; Poaceae. The coding region runs from base 150 to 1370 and encodes 406 amino acids.